Messenger RNA from Nerophis ophidion (straightnose pipefish), 10420 nucleotides. Its product is annotated as transcriptional enhancer factor TEF-1-like. The transcript is spliced from 12 exons. Gene Ontology annotation, biological process: regulation of transcription by RNA polymerase II; embryonic organ development; hippo signaling. The record is from RefSeq and is a predicted model, not a curated record. Lineage: Eukaryota; Metazoa; Chordata; Actinopteri; Syngnathiformes; Syngnathidae. Gene Ontology annotation, cellular component: transcription regulator complex. The coding region runs from base 608 to 1891 and encodes 427 amino acids. Gene Ontology annotation, molecular function: DNA-binding transcription factor activity, RNA polymerase II-specific; RNA polymerase II cis-regulatory region sequence-specific DNA binding.
CGCGACUAAAAAUGUGACAUGACUUUAUAUUUCCAACUCGGUUUCCGUCGCUUACUUGGCUCUCAUUUUCCUUCCCCGGUCGAAAACCAAGAGUUAGUUUCCUUUUGUCGCCGUGAGGCUCCACUCCAGUCCUCCUGGCCCCCUUCCCCCCCCCCCGCCCAGCUCAGCCUUUUCUUUCCUGCCACCCAUCCUCCCAUCUCUCACUCCAUUUCAUCCAUCCAGGGUGACGCCACGCCACUCACCCCGCCCAGUUCAACUUGGUCCACCCCGCGUUCAUUUCAUUCCUGCUCCCAUUCCGCGCAUAUUUGGCAUCCUUGGAGAGAGCCGAGUAUUUGGACUCACUCAGUGCGCCGCGUCCACCAUCAAAGCGACGCCGGCUGGACACUCACGAGGCACCGGAAGACUCGCUCAUGUCGCGGGGGCUCCAAAGUGUGGGAAUUAAGCGGGAAAGAAGCGAAUGAAUCGAAGGCUUCCUGGGAACUGCUCUCGGAUUUCUGUCCCAACUUUUUACUUUUCUACGAUUGACCAUUUUUAGGCGGAAUAUUUCUGGCCUACUAGAAAACUCACUAGUUUUGUGUGCUGCCAUUAGUCUACUUUAGCUGCCAAUAUGGAGCGCAGCAGCUGGAGCGGCAGCGAGAGUGCCGGGGAAGAUAUGGACAGAUUGAGUGACUCUGGAGGAGACAAAACUAUAGAUGGGGACCCCGAGGGGGUGUGGAGCCCUGACAUUGAGCAGAGCUUCCAAGAAGCCCUUGCUAUCUACCCACCCUGUGGAAGAAGGAAGAUUAUACUGUCGGACGAAGGAAAGAUGUAUGGUCGAAACGAAUUGAUAGCCAGAUACAUCAAACUCCGCACAGGAAAAACACGGACAAGAAAACAGGUAUCAAGUCAUAUCCAGGUCUUAGCCAGAAGAAAAUCAAGGGAGUUUCAAUCCAAAAUAAAGGAUCACAAUGCCAAGGAGAAAGCUCUGCAGAGCAUUUCGUCUAUGUCCUCUUCUCAGAUUGUCUCAGCCACUGCAAUACACAGCAAACUGCUGCCUGGAAUAGUGCGGGCCAACUUUCCUAACACACAGCUGUGGCAAGGGAUGAUCCCUGGAGGACAAUCCAGUUCCGCCUCAGAAGACAUCAAGCCAUUCUCACAGCAAGCCUACUCAGUGCAGACAGCAGGGACCACCACAAUCACAGGUUAUGAUCGUCCUCCAGCCGCCCAGUCACACAGAGAGCCAGCAUGGCACGGCCGCUCUAUCGGCACCACUAAACUACGACUGGUGGAGUUCUCAUCUUUCCUGGAAACACAAAGGGACCAAGAAGCAUACAACAAGCACCUGUUUGUGCACAUCAGUCAGUGCAGUACGACCUACAGCGACCCCCUGCUAGAGUGUGUGGACAUCAGACAGAUCUACGACAAGUUCCCAGAGAAGAAGGGUGGCCUCAAAGAGCUGUUUGGAAAGGGGCCCCAAAACGCUUUCUAUCUAAUCAAGUUUUGGGCGGACUUAAAUUACAACGUACAAGAAGACCCGGCUGCCUUCUACGGCGUCACCAGCCAGUAUGAGAGCUCGGAGAACAUGACCAUCACCUGCUCCACUAAAGUAUGCUCCUUUGGCAAGCAGGUCGUCGAGAAGGUGGAGACGGAGUAUGCCAGGUUUGAAAAUGGACGUUUUGUCUACAGAAUCAGUCGCUCUCCAAUGUGUGAAUACAUGAUCAACUUCAUCCACAAGCUUAAACACCUGCCAGAGAAAUACAUGAUGAACAGCGUCCUAGAGAACUUCACUAUUCUGCUGGUGGUGAGCAACAGAGACACUCAGGAGACGUUGCUUUGCAUGGCCUGUGUGUUUGAGGUGUCAAACAACGAGCAUGGAGCACAGCACCACAUCUAUCGUCUUAUCAAGGAAUAACACACUCACACACAUAUGGCCUUUUCUUUUUUCUUUUUUUUUUUUAGAAAUGUCUGAAAAUACAUUCUGUAAAAGUGUCUUUCAACCAACAACACUGGUAGGAAAAAAUGAUGCGCGGUCACAACUAUGACACUGAAGUUUUUAAUCCAUAGCAGAUUUAUCUUUAAACGUUUCCCCAACACAAUCAUUUCAAAAAGUGUAUAAACAGUGGUACCUUGGUUUUCCUUUCAAAAAGGACCGAAAACUAAAUCCAUUUCCCCCAUGAGAAAUAAUGUAAAUUCUUAUAAUACGUGAAAAAAUAUAUAGACACAAAACUUAUUUUAUGGAGAACAUUUGUAGUUUUACAUGCAGAAAACACUGCAAAAUACACAAAGACUACGAGGAGCACAGAGGGAGGGAGAACUUUGCUAUGAGUUAUUUCUUGAAUUCAAUAGUGUUUCUCAUCUUCUUUAUCAAAGUGCUGGCACUUGAAACUUUUCUUGCCCCCAUAGUGACUUAUUCUUUAGCUAUUCUCCAUAAAUGGGUUUUGGGUUGUACUUGUAUAGCGCUUUUCUACCCCUUUUUAAGGAGCCCAAAGCGCUUUGACAGUAUUUCCACAUUCGCCCAUUCACACACACAUUCACACACUGACAGCGGGAGCUGCCAUGCAAGGCGCUCACCAGGACCCAUCAGGAGCAAGGGUGAAGUGUCUUGCCCAAGGACACAACGGACGUGACUAGGAUGGUAGAAGGUGGGGCUUUAACCAGUAACCCUCAGAUUGCUGGCACAGCCACUCUACCAACUUCACCACGCCGUCCCCAUAAAGAGACAAUGAGCCCAAGUCGGCAAUGUAUGGGAUUCUUUGUGUGGGCACUCAAUAAUGACAUGUUAGUGUUUGGAAGUACAAUAACAGACGGUAUACAGAAACCUUGGUAAUUUUUGGGAAAACCGAAUCUUUCCAAAAGUGGGUUGUACGAAAACCGAGGUACCACAUGGCUCAUGAGCUACUCCAAAAUCCGUUUGAUUACAUGAAAAUUGAGGCUUUCCGAACAUUUUCAUCAUCCAACAAAUUGCUUCUCCAUUCACUCCUACUUCACUGAUGAGAAAUACAAGUUAUUUGCCAUGUGAAGUCAAAACAAAGUGAAAGUAAUUAAGGAAGUAUCAUUGUAGCAUUUUUUUUUUUUUGCAAAGGCAUAUCUCAUUCCGUGUGUGGGUGUGCGUGCGUGCGUGUGUGAUCAGAUCUGCGUGUCUGUUAAAAGAUUUGUGUGUUCGUGUUGCAAUUUGUGUGUGUUUAUAAAAUAGGGAUGUAACGGUACACAUAAAUUCCGGUUCGGUACGUACCUCGGUUUAGAGGUCACUGUUCGGUUCAAGAAAACAACAAAAAUAUAAAUUUUUGGGUUAUUUAUUUACCAAAUUUGUAAACAAUAGCUUUAUCCUUUUAACAUUACGGACACUAUAAUAAUUCUGCCCACGUUAAUCCACAAUAAACUGCCUCAAGUUGUUGCUUUGAUUAAAUAAAAUGACAAAACAUUUCUUCUACAUAUAAAAAGUGCAACAUGAAACAGUUUCAAGUAAACUCAUCAUGCUUAAUUUAUUACAGCAUUUGGGAAGCCUGUAGUUGACUUUUAUUAUGUAAAUGUUGUAUUUUUAUCAACAUGUGAUAGCAGGGACCCUGCCAUUCAAAACUAGGCUGCUACAUUACUAAUGAUUAAUGUAACUAUAGCUGAAAAAAUAGUACAACAGCAAUAGGAGAGACUAUUCAUCCCAGUACACCUUGGAGUUCAUGUUAGUUCAUAUGAAAUAACAGACAGGGAUUUGCUGCCGUUAACACGCACACGCGCACACACACACACACACACACACACAGCAAAAUGAGCUAACGUUACGCUAAAAGCUAAUUAGCCUAGAAAGUCAACGGGCUCAUAGUGAUGUUUAGAAAGUAGUUGACUUGGAAGUGUUUGGUAUAAUUUGGGAAGAGUCCGCUGCUCCCCUGCUAAAUGAAUAUCUGCUCGACGCUGAAGCAGUGACUCAAUGCGCUCUGAAUACGCACUGCUGAUUGGCUGUUACAUCGCUCUGAAUACGCACUGCUGAUUGGCUGUUACAUCGCUCUGAAUACGCACUGCUGAUUGGCUUUGUAUGUAACCAAUCAGAUGGUUGUGUGGGUGGUACAAAUGCUUGCCGCUGAGACAGAGGCAGAAAGCAGAGCAGCUUGCGAAGACUUACAAACUCGUUCGGUACGCCCGCGUGCCAAACCGAAACGGUUCAAUACAAAUACACGUACCGUUACACCCCUAGUAUAAAAAUGUAAUCUGUCGGUGUGUUUGUUUGGAUAACCGAUUUGUGUGUGUGUAUUUGUAGAAAAAAUAUUGUCUAAACUAAUACACAAUCGCAACACAAACAUUUUUUUUACACACACAAUUCGCAACACGGACACAAAGGUUGUUUUAAAACUCAGAAAUCUAAACAAAGACACACGAACAGCAACACGGAACACACACUCACCAAUUUAAAUUUAAACAAAAACACUCAAAUCACUACACUGACCGAAACACAAGUACGCGCACACAAGUAUAAACAAAGACACCAAUUGCAAUAGGUACAGACAGAUAUUCUUUACACACACACACACACACACACACACACACACACACACACACACACACACACACACACACACAAAUCUCAACACGGACACAAAAAAAGCAACACGGAAAGACUGAUUUUCUGUACACACAAACAGAAAUCUAAACAAAGACUCACCAAUUGCUACACGAACACAGAUUAUUUUUACACAGACACACAAAUUACAACACAGAAAUGCAUAUCUGAUCACACACAGAUUGAAAUACGCAUUUGCAAGUUAUUUUUGUUAUUUACAAUAACAAUUCCAUAAAUAAUGUUCCCCCCAUAGGACGGUGUGUGUGAGUGUUAUUGUGGAGAUAAAGAUGGUCAGACCCUGUGGAUCAUCAAUAACACUGGAUGAAAUAAUACCACUAUGUUGUCAUAUAAUAACACGACACAUGUGGUUUUCUAAACAUAGCAAAGCUAAAUUGUGUGAGAGGCAGUCUUGCGCACAAAAAAAGGUUUGUCCCAAAGAAAAUGUUUCUUUUUUUUUUUUUUUUUUAACAUUUUUGUAUGUUUCUUUAAGAAAAUAAAAAAGAUAUAUGUAGUCUCUACAUUUUGGAAAUUUGAUAUAAAUAGCAUAUUUUCUCUAUUUUAAUUCCAGCUACAAAAUCUAAAGUGCAUGUUGAUAAGAAGUUAUACGACAAAUUUAAACAAUUCAGGUCCAUUUAUGUGCAACAUUUUGAAGCAUUGAGAAUUCAAGUAAACUACAACAGUCACUGCAGGGGAGAAUGUUAGCAAAGGAAGUCGACUUCCACUUGCCCGCUUGAGCUUGAACAGCACAGUUGUCUUUCCUACUUGUUGACCGUAGCACAUUCAAAUGAUUCAAGUGUUCUCUCCUCUCAUUGUCAAUGAAGUAAAACCAAAAAAAGUGUGUGCACUGUAGCAGGUGAUGUUUGGCGGUGUGUCCAUGUCAUGCCUUUAGCAGCAUGAAGUGCCUUUUGUCUGGAAACAACAAGUGUCUUCUUGGUCAGUGUCUUUGCUCAGUGAAAUUUUUCUUUCAUGAGUGGGAAUUGAAAAACAUAAAACUUUUGGUGUAUUUGGAUUUCAAUUUCAAAAUGGGGGAAGAAAUCAACAAUAGAUUUAUAUUUCAUAGUUCAUAUAACAAAAAUGAAAACCACCAAUCAGCUGAAACUAGGAAACUGACUAAAAAUAUGUUUUGGUUUUUUAAAGAUAUUCUGACAUCAGAACACACCUACGAUGACGUUAAUUUACAUUUCAAACUCUUCAAUGUGGUCUAGAUAUUAUGUAUUGGAUAUGCUAAGGCAUAUAUUUUGCUAAACAGUCUUUUUAUAACUCUAUGAGUCUGUCUGCAAGAUGAUUGAUUCUGGAGGCUUUCCCAGAUUGUACAAAAUCCAAAACCAGUGAAGUUGGCACGUUGUGGAAAUGGUAAAUAAAAAGAGAAUACAAUGAUUUGCAAAUCCUUUUCAACUUAUAUUCAAUUGAAUAGACUGCAAAGAGAAGAUAUAUAAUGUUCCAACUUAAUUUGGUUUUGCAAAUAAUCAUUAACUUAAAAUUUAAUGGCAGCAACACAUGUUGGCCCAGGCGCAUUUUUACCACUGUGUUACAUAGCCUUUCCUUUUAACAUCAUUCAGUAAACAUUUGUUAACUGAAAAGACCAAAUUUUGAAGCUUUUCAAGUUAAAUGUUUUCCUAUUCUUGCUUGAUGUACAGUUAAUGUUGUUCAACAGUCUGGGGUAUCCGUAGUCGUAUUUUAGGCUUCAUAAUGCGCCACACCUUUUUAAUGGGAGACAGGUCUGGACUACAGGCAGGCCAGUCUAGUACCCGCACUCUUUUACUAUGAAGCCACACUGUUGAAACAUGUGGCUUGGCAUUGUCUUGCUGAAAUAAUCAGGGGCGUCCAUGAUAAUGUUGCUUGGAUGGCAACAUAUGUUGCUCCAAAACCUGUAUGUACCUUUCAGCAUUAAUGGUGCCUUCACAGAUGUGUAAGUUACCCGUGUCUUGGUCACUAAUACACCCCCAUACCAUCACAGAUGCUGGCUUUUGAACUUUGCGCCUAGAACAAUCCGGAUGGUUCUUUUCCUCUUUGUUCUGGAGAACACAACGUCCACAGUUUCCAAAAAUAAUUUUAAAUCUGGACUCGUUAGACCACAGAACACCUUUCCACUUUGCAUCAGUCCAUCUUAGAUGAACUCGGGCCCAGCAAAGCCGGCUGCGUUUCUGGGUGUUGUUGAUAAAUGGCUUCCGCUUUGCAUAGAGUUUAAACUUGCACUUACAGAUGUAGCGACGAACUGUAGUUACUGACAUUGGUUUACUGAAGUGUUCCUGAGGCUAUGUGGUAAUAUCCUUUACACACUGAUAUCGCUUUUUUAUAUAGUAUUGCUAGAGGGAUGAAAGUUCACAGGCAUUGCUGCUUGCGUGCAGUGAUUUCUCCAGAUUCUCUAAACAUUUUGAUGAUAUUACAGACCGUAGAUGGUGAAAUCCCUAAAUUCCUUGCAAUAGCUCGUUUAGAAAUGUUGUUCUUAAACUGUUCGACAAUUUGCUCACGCAAUUGUUCACAAAGCGGUGACCCUCGCCCCAUCCUUGUUUGUGAAUGACUGAAACAAACACUUUCAUGGAAGGUCCUUUUAUACCCAAUCAUGGCACCCACCUGUUCCUAAUUAGCCUGUUCCCCUGUGGGAUGUUCCAAUAAGUGUUUGAUGAGCAUUCCUCCACGUUCUCAGUCUUUUUUGCCACUUGUGUCAGCUUUUUUGAAACAUGUUGCAGGCAUCAAAUUGCAUAUGAGCUAAUAUUUGUAAAAACUAACAAAAGUUUUCCAUUUUGAACGUUAAGUAUCUUGUCUUUGCCGUCUAUUAAUUGAAUAUAUGAUUUGCAAAUCAUUGUAUUCUGUUUUUAUUUACCAUUUACACAACGUGCCAACUUCACUGGUUUUGGGUUAUGUGAAUGAAACCAUGUCCAAGCUCUCCAAAAGUAUUGUAAUUCAUCUUUUGAAAAAUAUACACUGUGUAAAGAUAUAACUUGAAGUCCUUCACUCCAGUGGGCCGCAAAAUAAUUUUUUAUUAUUAUAAUUUAUUUAUUUAUUUAUUAUUUUUAAUUAAAUCAACAUAAAAAAACACAAGAUACACUUACAAUUAGUGCACCAACCCCAAAAAAGCUCCCUUUUUCAUGACAAAAAAAUAAAAAUAAAUUAAAAAAAAUACAAAAAUUGUAUAUAUCAGCAGGGACAACAGUCAUCAUGUGAACCCUUUAAAGACAAAACUGCCCUGUGGCCUGUUGUGAAAACAACAACAUUGUGAGGUUGUAUCCUGUGUGAGAAAAACCAGAUGGUCAUGUCAACUUUUUUUUAUAUAUCCACUUAUGUGCACAUAUAUAAUGCAACACAAUUUUGUUGUUAUCUGUACUGUAAAGUUCAAAUUUUAAUGACAAUAAAGAAGUCUAAGUUUUACGAUACAACACCACACUGUUUUUUUUAUUAUCAUUUUUUUUUAAUUCCGGGCUGCAGCUUGGUCUUGUCUUAUCUGUAUUUUUCAUUUCUGCUGGUUUUCAUUUUUGUUACAUGUCAUAUAAGAUGGAAAUCUAACAGCUAUUUAGAUUUAUGUAUUGCUCUUUGACACUGAAAUUGAACACCACAUUUUUACAAUUUUGUAUUUUAAAGAAAAUUUAAUCCAACUAUACUUUUGUUUUUCAAUUCCCUAUUCAUGGUAUAAAAAUAUCAACGACAAAAAAAAAACACAAAAAAUCAGAUCUGUUGAAUGAAUUGAUCAUUACUUGGAGAACCAAGAACUUCUAAUUGCACAUGCUCCUAUACUGGACUCAUGUUUAAUGUUCAACGUCGUCUUGUAUCUCUUUUUAGUUCCCGCAGAAUGUAAAUGAAGUGUUCAGUUAUCCGGUAUGACAAGUGCUUGAGUCUGUGACCUAUGUGUGUAUGUACGUGCGCGCCACUGAACAUUGUCAGGUCGCUGAUUCAAAAUAACGCAUUGUAUGAACUUUUGGAGAUGAACCACUAUUGAUACACUUCUAUACCACACAUGACGUCAAGUUGAUGCAUUCUUGCGUUACCUUCGAGGUUCUCUCACAUUGUCAUGAAUGUCGUUGAAAUCAACGUUUACUUUCUUAGUUGGAGUUUCAGGUUUUGUGUGAAGUAAAGGUCUACUUAUUCCUUAGCCCAGGGGUCGGCAACCCAAAAUGUUGAAAAACUAAAUAUUUCUGGAGCAUAAAAAAAUUAAAAGCCUUAUAUAAGUCUGAUAAUGAAGGCAACACAUGGUGUAUCAAUCAAUCAAUCAAUGAUUAUUUAUAUAGCCCUAAAUCACUAGUGUCUCAAAGGGCUGCACAAACCACAACACAAACCACUACGACAUCCUCGGUAGAGCCCACAUAAGGGCAAGGAAAACUCACACCCAGUGGGACGCCGGUGACAAUGAUGACUAUGAGAAACCUUGGAGAGGACCGCAUAUAUGGGCAACCCCCAUAUAUAGCUGUUAACUGUCAAAAUGACUGUUUCGCAGGCUGACACAAAUCUUCAUUGAUAGAAAUGUUGAAAUGUAAUAUUUAUUCUACACAUUUUUGUAACAUUGGAAAGUAUUAAUAACACAGAGGCUUCUCAAGAAGGUGAGAUAACUCCUGGAAAUUACUGGCUCAGAAUGUUCAAAGGUAUAGAUGUGUGUGUCCAAGUUAAAGGAAACGGCAGGCCCUCUUCUAAUGGAUUUUUUACCAUCUUUGCAAGCUGGGUAACAUUCGCUGUGGUCUGGAACAACAUGGCACACUAACAACCAUCAGACAUGCAGCCAAUAUUACAUACAGAUAUUGUGUCAUGAAACAUGCAAAUAUAAGUUAAAUACACCGAGGACAUAAGUGAAGGGAAACAAAUGAGCUCAAAUAUACCCAAAAAAGGGGCACAAUGAUGCAAUAUGUAUGUGAAUAUGAAUAGCAUGUUAGCAUUGGUUAGCUUAUAGUCAUGCACUGACCAAAUAUGCCUGAUUAGCACUCCAACCAGUCAAUAAAAUCAACAAAGCUCACCUUUGUGCAUUCAUACACAGCAUAAAACGUUUGUUGGACAAAAUGAGACAAAGAAGGAGUGGCAUAAAAUGUCUUUCUGUGGCAGCGUUGGAGAAAGUUGUACUUGUAAACUAUGGUGUGUCCAAAGAUCGCCAAAAUUAGUAGGACCAAACGGCGCUCGCCAAAUCCUCUCAUGAGUGAAGCAUGUUUAAUGUAAACAGUGGGAUUGCGAAGGUUUGCUUCAUGUUUGUUGUCCUACAAAAUAUAUAUUAAAACAAAAAAUAUAUUUUUCCCACCAUUUGUUCCAUUUUCAUACAUUUUUGAAAAAGCUCCAGGGUGACGCUUAAGAGCCGCAUGCGGGUUGCCGACCCCCGCCUUAGGAGUCCUUUAACUUAAAGACCGACACAAUACUAGACUCACUUAAUUCUGGCACUGUGUUCCCAUUACUGUUCCUUUUCUUCUCCUUUUCAAGAGGCUAUCUCUGCUUUUUUUUAGUAGGCACUCUCAGGUUAUCCUGUCAUCUAUGAAGAUGGAAUCAAUCACUGAGACAAGAAAGUCAUGCAUUUGAUUCAUUUCACUGUUGUGUGUUGCCAGUGUUGUCUUGUUUGUGCAAAAUUGGACAUUUUAGAGCUGCACACGGCACAGAAAUCCUGUUUGUGACCAGUUUCCUAAUGGCCUUGACUGGGAGUUGUUGUUUUUUUAAGGUGCUUUGUAUAAAGUUGACAAUGACAUUUAUUACAUAUGUUGUGUAUAUGUUUGAUAUUCUAAUAUCUAUCCUAUUUUGUGACCAGAGAAUAAAUGUAGAAAAUCCAAAUGCCAGUGGUGUGUCUAUUGGUACCGCACAGGGUCUGAUCUUUGCUUUGUAACCCGCCCCCCACCCCUCAUGGCUCUAGAAUAUGCUAGGUAUUUUGUAGCUUUGUAGAGACUUUGUAUGCAUUUGUUAUUCACUUUCAAAUAAAUGGCCAGUUCUAAA